CUACUGCUGAGGGAGAAGUGCUGUCCUGCCUUCACCUUGGACAUUUGCCGAUGGAUAUGGCUGCUCGCACAAUACUAUGUCUGGCUUAUGCAUAAGCUCUACCAGUUUUUGGUUCCCUCAAAUCCUCCUUCAGCACAAGAAUGGCUGAUCUCGUCCGGCCGGAGACUGUCCUCCAGGACAAUGACGACCCUACCGAGCAGAGCAUCCUCACGCGCAUGGCCAGAUUCCGAAAGAAUCCUUUCAACUUCGCUCAUGAGAUUGCAUUGUUUGUGCGAGGGGUCGGCUGGCGGAGUUACGAUCAUGUCGUUGGCCAACCGGUCUUCUACCCCGGUUACACGGCCAACAUCAAAUCCGCAGUCAUGGCGUCUCCACUGUUACGUCGAAAGGUUGUAGAGUUGACAGAGGCCCGUUUGGCUAUAGAAGAGCAGGAGAGUUACCUCGAUGAGACCAGCCCAACAUAUCUGUCAGAUCGGGAAAAGCGUAGGCAUGAGAUCACGUCUCAAGUGCUCGAAAUUACCAGUGACAUGGUUGAUACCAUGAUGUGCAAGAUGGAGAGCAAACCAUAUAUUCGGAGCGCAUUCUACGUGACAACGCAGUUGCUCACCCGAGCUUACAGCGCCAUCCAUGUCUCCGAAGCCGAAGUCAAGCGGCUUCGCGAAGUCGCAACGCAAGCGGCAAAGAAGAAUCAAUCUAUUGUGUUCCUGCCGAGACAUACCAGCCACAUCGACUAUGUCACUCUACAUCUGAUAUGCUAUCGACUGGGUCUCACACUACCCGUCGUUGUCGCCGGAGACAACCUCAAUUUUCCCCUUGUAGGCAACUUCUUGCAGAGCUGUGGGGCAAUGUGGAUUCGGAGAAGCUUUAAUGACGAUCAGCUUUACGGCACCGUCGUCCAAGCAUAUCUUGAUACCUUGCUACAGAAAGGCUACAAUCUGGAAUGCUUUAUCGAAGGCACAAGAAGCCGGACUGGGAAGCUACUAGGUCCUCGUUUCGGUUUCUUGAGUUUUCUGCUCGAUUCUGUUCUGUCCGGAAGGACAGACGAUGCCUACAUUUGUCCAGUAUCGCUUCAGUAUGACAAAGUCAUUGAGGUGGACUCAUAUGUCAAUGAACUGCUGGGAAAGCCGAAGCAGAAGGAAAAUUUGGCUGGUUUCCUGUCCUCCUCAUCUGUCCUGUCACUCAAUCUAGGAAGGGUGGAUUGCAGAUUCCACGAACCUUGGAGUCUUAAACAAUUCAUCAAGGAACAAACGCAGCGUCGGGAUCAACCAGGCUACGAAGACUUGUCUUCGAGUGCCACAGAUUCUGGCACUCGGAUUCGGUUGCUCAGAACACUCGGCUACAAGGUCUUGUCUGAUAUCAAUGCAGCUUCCGUUAUCAUGCCCACGGCUCUGGUCGGCACGGUCCUGCUUACGCUUCGUGGUCGAGGCGUUGGCAAGUCCGAGCUGGUACGCAGAGUUGACUGGCUGUGUGCCAGAACAAGAGCAAAUGGCGGAAAGGUGGCAGAUUUUCACGGAAUGCCAACUUCAUAUGUGGUGGAGCGAGCGCUCGAGGUCCUAGGUCCCAAAAUGGUCGGUACGAUUGAUGGUCUAGCAGAAGAGACAUAUUAUGCAGUGGAUCGAUUCCAGCUUUCAUUCUACAGAAACAUGACGAUACACCUGUUCAUCUCGGAAUCCCUGAUAGCGGCAUCGUUGUAUACAAAGGUAAAGCAAGGUGGUGGCAGCGCAAACCAGAGGAUGAAGGAGACAGAACUGACGAGCAAGGUCACAUUCUUGUCUCAGUUAUUCAGGGGAGAAUUCAUUUUCCCGGCUGGGCAAGGUUUGAGACACAACCUAGAAGCAGCUGUGCAAGGCUUACUGCGCGAUGAUGUGCUCUCGGUCACUGAAGAUGACGAGAGAAUGAUUGGUCUGUCGGAUGCAGAACGUAAAUUGGGACGUGAGAACUUUGACUUUUAUUGCUUUCUUAUCUGGCCAUUUGUGGAUGCGGCCUGGCUUGGAGCGGUCUCUUUGUUGGUUCUAGUCCCACCAAGGAACUCAACAAUCACCUGGCUUGAUAUGCAGAAAGCGCAGAAUACUGCUCAACUUGGAGGAAGAACGCUUUAUCACCAAGGUGACCUGUCGUACUUCGAAGCGGUGAACAAGGAAGCUCUGAAGAACGCUUACAGCCGCUUUCAAGAAGAAGGAAUCAUUCUGGUGAGCAAGAGCAAGGAUUCUAAAACUCCAACCAUGGUUCGACUGGCUCCCGAGUGGACGCCGGAAAGAGAUGCCACGAGUGGCGAACUGAAAGCCAGUGGCCGGCUCUGGGAUUUUAUCGAAAGCAUUGCGCUCCAUCGGCGUGAAGGUAAGAACCGACGCGAUGGCGCAGCAGUGUCAACAAGGGUGUUGUCGUUAGCGGCCAAGCUCAACAAGCAGAUGUUCGAAGAGGCUGAAUCGUCUGCGGUCGAGGGUGUACAAGCGACUGUCAAGGAACGGAGGAGGCGGUCGAAGUUGUAGACUCUGAAAUGAGCCUUUGAUCUAUUAAGAGCGCCCUGCUGCCUCAUUUGGAUUGCUUGCUCGCCUGUCCUUACCAAUUGGACCUAUACGAUCGAUUCCCAGCGCCAACAGCUUCUAGUGUACUGUAAAAAGUGGAAUGCG
This is a messenger RNA of Exophiala xenobiotica, 2627 nucleotides long. RefSeq lists its product as uncharacterized. The record is from RefSeq and is a predicted model, not a curated record. The coding region runs from base 141 to 2486 and encodes 781 amino acids. Gene Ontology annotation, cellular component: mitochondrial membrane. The transcript has a single exon. Lineage: Eukaryota; Fungi; Ascomycota; Eurotiomycetes; Chaetothyriales; Herpotrichiellaceae.